UGCCAAUAUAUCUGGGGUGGUACUUUGAAGGAAUGCUGUGAAUAGUUCAGUUUUAUUGCUGAGAUAUUCUGCAUUUUGAUGUAUUAUUUUGAGCUUUUGUCUUGAGUUGGUUUCUAUACUUUGUAAUGACUGGAGCCUUAUGGAUCCAGUCUCUAUUAGUUUCCCUGGUUUGAGUUGCUCAAAGCUAUUACACUUAAGUAAUUUAUUUUUGUUUUGCCUAUUAAUUUACUUAUUUCUUGAGAUAUAUGCUCUGUGCCUAUUUUGUUUAGGUGCUGUUCAUGCCUUGUAUGACAGGCUCUGCUUAUGUUACUUAUGUCUAGUGCUUUUACAUUUCUGAAUCUUCUACAUACCUUGUUUAUUUCCAUAUUUGCUCUGCUUAUUUCCUUAUUUCAUAUUGAUUCUUUUAUUAAAUCAUGCCUAGUUGGUAUAUUGAGAACCACAACAUUUGUAGGGGUCAGUGCAGAAAGUGUACUUUUUAAAGUUGUUAUACAAUUCUUUGUUUCAUUCCUGAAAAAGUCAUUGGCACCCCCCGUAAUUACAACAUGGUCCUGAGGGCUUAAUACUGCACAGUCUUUUUUACACAGUGUUUUAGUACAUCUUUCACCUUAGCACCAGGCCUAACUUCACCAUACACUGAGAUAUCCACAUUAGUUUUACUGAGUGACGUAGGUAUAUCUUGGCCAUAACCAUCAAUAUAGAAUAUUAGUUUAUUUUUCUUUUUUACAUUCACCUUUGGGCGACUUGAUUCUUUCCUCUCUUCAAUCUCAUCACCAACUUCAUUUAGUGUGUUAAAUCUGUCACACGUUAAAACUAAAGAAUGCUGAGCCACUUUUUUACUUUUUCUUGACUUUGCUCUUGCUACUUGGCACCAGUUAUUAUCAUCUUCAUGGUGUACCAGGAGAUGCAUAUGUUGAAUUCUCUCUCUCUGCAGGACAGAUAUAAUUUCCUGCAAGGAGGAUAUUUCUUCUAUCAGCUUACUAAUGAUUUUGCUGUUGUCGAAAUCCCCAGUCUCUUUCUCAUUUACCAGGUUGUUCCACUUGAACAUUAAACACAUCGUCAUUGGGUAUCAGGUAUUUUGUCUUCACUCACAGUACUACAUUAUUAAAAUGAUACCAUUUAUCGCAGUUAUCACAUAAUAUUCCAUUUCUAACUACUUCAUUACAUUUACCACACUUAUUAUCCACUAGAAUGUUAUUGCCUGUUGCUGCCAUAAUCCCAACGAAGAAUCGUUAUUAUCAGUCUUAUCACUUAUUCACACACAAUAUUAAAAAUUGUGCCGUAAUGUGCACACUAACUAAAUAAAUAUGGGAGAAAACAAAGUAUUUACUGCACUUCUAAUUCACCUUUAAGAAACCACACACCGUCAGUCAUGCUUUGUGCUUGUUUGCGCAGUAGAAUUUUAUUAUCUGCCAAUUCUCAUAGCCUAAAAACUGAACAUUUUUUUACCGAUCUUGUGUUAGUUUUCAUAAUCCAUCUGGGGAGAUUACAUGGUUCUCAAUAUUAUAACAAUUUGGUACAUUAUGUAGGAGAGGGAGCAAUUCAAGGAGAGUGAUGUGGGUAGGUCAUGUAGCACACAUGUGAGCUUCAGAAAUGUAAUACAAAGGUUAGGAUAUAAAACCUGAAAGAAUGAGACCACUUGGGAGAUGUUUGUGCAGAAGGAUUUUAGAGAUAUAGUUUUGGGGUGGGUUUGUACUGGGUUUGUUUGUAUCGGAAUGAAAAAGUCUUGAUGGGCAUGUGGGAACACAGUAAUAAGCGCUUAGGUAACAUAAAGAGCAGAUAAUUUCUAUGCUGCCACAGGGACCACUAGUUUCUGAGGAAGAUCCCUGCAUUAUGAACUUAACACUUUCGAACAUUAUGAAGUCUAGAGAAGAAAUCCAUAGAGAACAGCUUUUAUGGGGUAGAUGUAAUGAAAAACAGCUACAGCAAAAAGAAGGUAGAUUGUUUGAUGUAUGGUGUUGUACAUCCGUGACUGAUAGAAGAUAUGAUGCUUUUACAGAACUGUACAAAUUCAGAGAAGGUUUUAAUGGGUCCAUAUGGUGAGAUAUACCCAGCAAGUCAUGAUGCAAACCAGUCCAUGGAUAUAAAAGUUGAGGAAGUCUCAGACUCACGAGAGGAAGCGGAUCCUGUGCAAAUAACAAUUCAAGAGAUAAAGGCUGAACCUGAGGAUAAUUUGAAUGAACUUCAACCUGUACAUGGUGAGGAGCGACGAUAUUCCUGUGAUGAAUGUGGUGAUUCAUUCAGUCAAGAGCAAAUUCUGAUUGCACAUCGAUGCACACAUAUUGGGGAGCGGCCAUUUUGUUGCACCCUGUGUAAUAAGUCAUUCAGCCGUAAGAGUCAUCUGAAGUCACAUCAGCAGAUACAUAGUGGGGAGCGGCCAUUUUGUUGCACCCUAUGUAAUACGUCAUUCAUCCGUAAGAGUCAUCUGAAGUCACAUCAGCACAUACAUAGUGGGGAGCGGCCAUUUUGUUGCACCCUGUGUAAUAAGUCAUUCAUCCGUAAGAGUCAUCUGAAAUCACAUCAGUGCAUACAUAGUGGGGAGAAGCCAUUUUGCUGUAAUAUAUGUAAUAAGUCAUUCCAUGUGCAGAGUAGACUGAAGACACAUCAGCGCAUGCAUAGUGGGGAGAAGACAUUACUCUGUGACGUAUGUAAUAAGGCAUUCAGUGAGCAGUAUAGUCUGAAGAUUCAUCGGCGCAUACAUCGUGGGGAGAAGCCAUUUUGCUGUAAUGUAUGUAAUAAGCCAUUCAGUCAGCAGUGUGAUCUGAAGACACAUCAGCGUAUACAUAGUGGUGAGAAGCCAUUUAGUUGUGAUGUAUGUAAUAUGUCAUUCAGUCAGCAGAGUAAUCUGAAGAGACAUCAUCGCAUACAUAGUGGGGAGUGGCCAUUUAGAUGUGAUGUAUGUAAUAAGUUAUUCAGUCAGCAGAGUUCUCUGAAAAGACAUCAGCUCAUACAUGUUGAUGUGUGUAGUAAAUCAUAGAGCAGUAGAGAUGGGUUUAGUUUCUCAUGUUGUAAUUAAGACAGUUUUACUGUGUGUGGCAUGCUGCAUUUUUGUAGAUUGCUACAAGAUAUUGGAGUUGAUUGCUAUUGCCAACUUUUUGAACUGAUGGCUAAUGAACUGAGUCCCGUGGUACAAGACGUCUAUGCAAAUCAGUUCCAUUUGAUUCUGAUUGCUGAAUGCGCACAUUACCAUCUUAUUGAGUGAAACAGACAUGACACUCUCCUACAGCUGUGAUGUUCAUUCAGCAGUGAAAAUUAACUAUUAGUAGUGUGUAGUCACUGAAAUUGAUCGAGAGCUUAUAAACAUAAUUCGGCGGCAGCAUAUGUGUUUUGCUGUAUUUUAUCUGUGCCCUUUUGCCAUUACAUGUGAGUAAAUUCAUUGAUCAGUUAGUUUCAGAUUGAUAUAUCACUUGGAAUGAGUAUAUUGAAAUAACUAUCGUGGAUUUGUUAGACGAAUACGAACUAUGCUAUAUUGGACAUUCCAAAUGACAUAUCUUUUGGCGAAAUUUCUGAUUAUUCACACUUUUCUUGCCAAGGAACACUUGCUUUACUUUACUUUUCCAUUUUGUCUGUCUUCACCAUAUUGUCACAAUUAUUCACAGUCACAAUUACUGCCAAACUAAAGACUGACUACUCUUCUAAGAUCAACUACAAACUGAACUUGUCUCUUGUUGAAGCUGGACUUUUAGAAACUGCGUACAGAAUCAAUUGAGAACACCAAGUCUCAAGGGUCAUUCCACCUGCUGCUCUCGAAGCUGCUUUGACAAUUCGUGUGUAAUGGUGAAAACUCACUGUUAUAAUUCCAAUAUUGCAUUGCAUCCCAUUGUCAAGAAAAUCAACUCUGAUUCCUAUCCGCUGUCUUGGGAACGUUGGUUGUCGCCUAGGAAAUUAACUCUGAUCUCCUCAGUCACUCCAGCUUUCUGGUGGCACGCCACAUUGCUCCCUUCUUAAGGUUUUUCAUCCCAAACAGUUUCCUUUUCCUUCAUUUCUGGCGAUUCCUGCUAGUAUCAUCUGCGUUCGGUCUUGCCGUUCUUCGCAUGUCUUUUGCGCAGUUUAUUCUACCUCAUCCGCCCUUGAGGGGUGCUCGUCCCAAUCAGCUCCAUGGUAGUGUUUGGUCAGUUCAGUUUCAUCCAACGUGUUCCCUAUCUCACACUUUCACUCUCGCUGGGGAGGCUGGUGCUUCUACGUUACUGGCUCCUCCUCUAUGCACUGUUUCAUUUUUUCUUUUGCUUUGGUGGGGUUGGGCCCCUCCACAGGGUCCAAUUCUUGAUGUUUUGUGAUGGGAGAGGAGUUCUGAUAAUUUGCAUCACGGUCUCAUGUCCGAUCAUAUUUCUGAAAGUCUCGAUCCUUGUUCCUCUGUUACGUUGCUGUUGCGCCCGUUGUCUCUUCCAGAGCGUCCAUCCUUUCGAGGAUCCUUACACCACUUUGUUCCUGGUGCUGUUCCUUCCGACCGAGUUUUCCUUGCACCAUGCUACUUUCGCAUGGCGGGCUAUCCUUCGGGGUACGGCCAGUCUUUCCUGGAAGAUAUCUGUCCCUCCUCGUGUCUCCACUGCAGAAUGGGACCCCUUCCUGUCGUUUUGCUUUAUCUGCCAUGCCACUUUCGCACGGCAGCUUGUCCCUCUGUGGUUGACGGUCAGUCAUUUUCGGCACCAACCCCAAUUCUGGGCCCAUUUCUCUUUCUUCCAUCAGCUUUGGUCCCUACACCUCUUCUUCGGUCCUCCGACUGACAAAAUUUCGGCUUCUUCUUUCGGGGCUUUGUGCUGUUGGCCCUCCUUAAGUUUCCUGUCCCCUAAGGUCGGCUUUUCUACUUCCAGAUGUACCUCCUUUCCUUGGCAGGCCAUUUUCUUUACAUCUCUUUUGUGUUCAAUUUCAGCAAGCAUUUCUUCGUGGCUACCAUCCAUCACUACACCAUGAGAAAAACGUCAUCUGCUUUAAGUUACAAGGUCUUGUAAAGUCACCUAACUCUUGCUGAAGUAGCAACUGAAAAGUAUAGCAUAGCCACCAUAUAAGGAAAUUUUUUGACAAGAAUUCAGAAAGAAAAUGUGACAUGACCCAAUAUUAUAGUUUGCAACACUGUUAAAUGGAACUGAUGGCAAACAGUUGAAUUGCUGACAAAAACAGUUUCCUAAAAUAUUCAUAAAAAAGGAUUUGUUUUAUCAAGUGAAAUGGGUAAAAUACAAUAAACAAGGAUUCGCUAUGUGAA
Molecule: messenger RNA, 5197 nt
Organism: Cryptotermes secundus
Lineage: Eukaryota; Metazoa; Arthropoda; Insecta; Blattodea; Kalotermitidae
Product: gastrula zinc finger protein xLCGF3.1-like
Exons: 2
Coding region: 1982-2974 (330 amino acids)
Source: RefSeq, a predicted model, not a curated record